GGGCUGAACUCCGGAGUCAAAGCAAACCACGGAUCUUAAAUACUCCAAACAAAACCGACAUGGUGGUGACAGAACAAUGUAUGACAGCAGGUAACUUUAUCAUCCCCCCGCGCAAUAUGGAACGUUGAUGUUCCGAUUCGCCCUUGCUUUUUGUCCAAGUAAGGGAGAUUAGAAGAAGAAAAAAGAAAAAGGAGAAAAAAAAAAUUAUUCACGGAAAAUAUCAAAAGCAAAUGAGAGCGGAGAGAUACAAAGACCGCCGACUCUGAAAACUCCGUCAACGCUAGAGCGAUAUAAGAGGAAGACUCGUUUCUAUAACGGCGUCGUAUAUCAUUCAGUGUUAGGGCUUUUUUUUUCUUUUUUUUUUCUUUUUCUCUUUCCCUUCUUCCCUCCCCUCCGCCUUCUCAAAAAGAAAAAAAAAAAAGAAGAAAAGAAAAGAAAGAUAAAAGAAUAAAAGGAAAUGAAAAAUUUCUCUCGUUUGAGAAGUGAAUCACUAUAAAAUAUAUAUCUUCCGCAGGAGGCAGAACUACUUAGGGCUGUAGAGUAGAAACCGGAGGUUGCUUUCUCUUUUAUGAAUUUCUUGUAAAGAAUAAAGAAGAGAAAAUGUACAAGAUGAACAUGUGCGACAUGGAUAUGUACAGCAUCAACACUAACUGCAGUUUUAGGAUUUUCAUAACAAGUUUUAGGAGACAGUUUCUUUUGGUUUGGUAGAAGAUAGGCCUCAUAGUCGUUUUUACAUUAGAAGCGUUGGUUUUAAGCUUGUUGAUAGGGAUUGAUCUAGGUAGAAAUGGAAGCACGGAACGCCAUGGUAUCGGAUAAUAAGCCUGGGUUUCUGCACAAUAGGAAGAGAAAGCGGGCUGCGCAGCAUUCAACUUAUUUUCCUGGAGCUUCGCAUGUGAUAUUACCACAAUUGCCCAACUUGUGUUUACCAUCCGAGAAGCGUGGCAAGCUGAGGAGAUUAGAGGAUCACAAAGGCAAAGUUGUUAGUUGUGCUCAUCCUUCGAAAAGAUCUUUGCUGCUUUGCUAUUCAAAUUUUAAGAAAACUGGCAUUCCGAAGCGCAUCAUGUUCUUUGAGAAAGGUGAAUGGACUGAUUUUCCCAAGGAUCUCAUUGCUUCAAUUAGGAAAGAUCUCAUCACAAAGAAGCCAUUUAUUGAGCUGGAGAAAGAUGGUCAAUCUUUUGUGCUUGAUUUCUUGCAUAUGUUUCGACUGGAUGGGAAAACUGGCUUGAAACAACCAAUUGCUUGGAUUGACGAAGCAGAUGGCUGUUUCUUCCCGGAGACUUUUUCUGUAGAGGAUGAACUAUAUCAGGCUCAUGAGUAUGAGAGUGAUCAUGAAUCUAUGUAUAAUGAAUCAUAUGUUCCCCCUGAGAUCAAGCUACAUCUUGAAAUUGACAUUAAUGGUGAUCAAUCUAAGUUGAAGGAAUGUAGUGGGGAGUCAAGUUCUUUUGUUAGCAAUUUUCAAAUUGCUCAGAAACCUGCCACCAUUUGCUGUGCCAUAGAAGCUGAGGAUAAUUGCAACAGGGAUGGUGAUGCAAAACACAGCAAAAUCAUUGAGGAUAUUCAACAACCAAGGUUAAAUUUUCCUGAAAAGGAGUUUGUGGAUGUAGAAUUUGGAGAACAGUUGGAUUCUCAAACUGUGGAGACGAUGUUCCUGUUGGGCAUGAGCUCUUCUUGUGGUUCAGAUAUUAUUGAUAUAAAGCCCUGCUCCAGUUCUUCAACACAAUAUAGGUUGGAGCGUUUCCUGAAGCAGGUUCAAAUUAUGAAGAAGUAUCGUGGUGAUGCAAAUGUUCAGCAUGCUUGGCUUGCUUGCUCUCAGUCAGACUUGCCAAUCAUCAUGAUGCACGGGCUCGGGGAUUGUCGCCUUUCCAGAAUUCCACACAAAUAUGGCACUGGUGUUCAUCUUGCCACAGUAGAAUUUACUAAUACCAGUGCAAACUAUUGUGAUGUUGACGAAAAUGGAAUAAAGUACAUGAUACUAUGUCGUGUAAUAAUGGGAAAAAUGGAGCUUCUUCGUCCUGGAAGUGGACAGUGUUAUCCUAGCAAUGAAGAUUUUGAUAGUGGAGUGGAUGAUCUUCAGCAUCCAAAGUACUAUAUUAUCUGGAACAUGAAUAUCAGCACUCACAUUUAUCCAGAGUUUGUUGUUAGUUUCAAGAUCUCCAAUGCUGAAGGGCAUUUGAUUGGAAGUGAGACUAAUCAUGCUGUUUCAGGCGUCACUGCAUCUACUCCAGGACUUCAGGGUCGUUUACCAGUAUUAUCAUCUGCCGGUGAAUUGGGGAGUAUUAAUCACCAAACCUCAGAAUCAGGUGGAUCCCACGAAAAUGAUCCUAGCCUGGGUUCAAACACUUCAAAGACCCCUAAAUCUCCUUGGAUGCCUUUCCCAAUGUUGUUUGCUGCUAUCUCAAACAAAAUCCCUCGUUCAGAUAUGGAUCAAGUUACUAAUCAUUAUGAACUAUUCAGGGCAAAGAAGAUAAGUCGUGAUGAUUUUGUCAAAAAGCUGAGAUUGAUAGUCGGAGAUAGUUUGUUGCGAUCAACAAUAACAUCUCUGCAGUGCAAGUUUCCAUCUAGACAUGAAUUAGAGGCGGCAGCAGCGGCAAAGCAGAAGAACACGAAUGGUCCUGGCGGCCUUUGAACGUGGUGAUCUCAAGUUGACGGUUGUCUUUCAGUUUGGUGCUUGUUACAAAAUGUGUCGACAUGAUGUGGAUAUGUUUAUUGAAGGUAAUGUUUCUCGUAAUAAUGGUGUAAUUGCUAGGUGUCUCUCUAGUAAUGAGGAUUUGGCUAUGCUGACGACUUGUUUUCAUCGGAACUGUCGUGGUAGACCCGCGCAUUCUAGUGUGUUUUUUUUUUUUUUUUGUGGUUCUCAAUGUGGACUCGUUGCUUUGUUAUCGUAUAAUACAAAUUGUUGUUGCCUGGGACUUACAAUUUUUUUUAUCAGAGAUGUGAUAAAGCGGAAGUUUGAGGUGUUUCAAAAAUGAAGACGUCUUAAAAUUCCACUUUGUUAAGUCAAA
This is a messenger RNA of Gossypium arboreum, 3002 nucleotides long. Its product is annotated as inactive poly [ADP-ribose] polymerase RCD1-like. The record is from RefSeq and is a predicted model, not a curated record. The coding region runs from base 785 to 2626 and encodes 613 amino acids. Gene Ontology annotation, molecular function: NAD+ poly-ADP-ribosyltransferase activity. The transcript is spliced from 8 exons. Lineage: Eukaryota; Viridiplantae; Streptophyta; Magnoliopsida; Malvales; Malvaceae.